Messenger RNA from Drosophila ficusphila, 1786 nucleotides. RefSeq names its product 6-phosphogluconate dehydrogenase, decarboxylating (gene Pgd). The transcript has 3 exons. The record is from RefSeq and is a predicted model, not a curated record. Lineage: Eukaryota; Metazoa; Arthropoda; Insecta; Diptera; Drosophilidae. Gene Ontology annotation, cellular component: cytosol. The coding region runs from base 72 to 1574 and encodes 500 amino acids. Gene Ontology annotation, molecular function: NADP binding; phosphogluconate dehydrogenase (decarboxylating) activity. Gene Ontology annotation, biological process: pentose-phosphate shunt; pentose-phosphate shunt, oxidative branch.
CAGAGCUGGAUUUUUUAGUGUGACUUCGCGGUUGGGGCUAGAGCAUUUCGGAAACAAAUUUCCCCAUCGGAAUGGAGUGCCAAUCGCGGCAAACGGAGACAGACUCUAGCACAACAAGCAUACAAACCAUGAGCGGACAAGCGGACAUUGCACUCAUCGGACUGGCCGUCAUGGGCCAGAACCUGAUCCUCAACAUGGAUGAGAAGGGGUUCGUGGUGUGUGCCUAUAACCGCACGGUGGCCAAGGUCAAGGAGUUUUUGGCCAACGAGGCCAAAGGAACAAACGUGAUUGGCGCCGACUCGCUCAAGGACAUGGUCUCCAAGCUGAAAACCCCCCGCAAGGUCAUGCUGCUGGUCAAGGCCGGUAGUGCUGUGGACGACUUCAUCCAGCAGCUGGUGCCACUGCUGUCCGCCGGCGACGUGAUCAUCGAUGGCGGCAACUCCGAGUACCAGGACACGUCCCGCCGCUGCGACGAGCUGGCCAAGCUGGGCCUGCUCUACGUCGGCUCCGGCGUGAGUGGCGGCGAGGAGGGCGCCCGCCACGGACCCUCGCUGAUGCCCGGGGGCCACGAGGCGGCCUGGCCCCUCAUCCGACCCAUCUUCCAGGCGAUCUGCGCCAAGGCCGACGGCGAGCCCUGCUGCGAGUGGGUGGGCGACGGGGGCGCCGGCCACUUCGUCAAGAUGGUGCACAACGGCAUCGAGUACGGCGACAUGCAGCUGAUCUGCGAGGCCUACCACAUCAUGCAGAGCCUGGGCCUGACCGCCGACCAGAUGGCCGCCGAGUUCGGCAAGUGGAACGCCGCCGAGCUGGACUCCUUCCUCAUCGAGAUCACGCGCGACAUCCUCAAGUACAAGGACGCGAAGGGGCACCUGCUGGAGCGGAUCCGCGACACCGCCGGCCAGAAGGGCACCGGCAAGUGGACUGCCAUCGCCGCCCUGCAGUACGGAGUGCCCGUCACGCUGAUCGGCGAGGCUGUCUUCUCGCGCUGCCUGUCCGCCCUCAAGGACGAGCGCGUCCGAGCCAGCGGCUCGCUAAAGGGACCGUCGACCAAGGCGCAGGUGGCCAACCUGACCAAGUUCCUCGACGACAUCAAGCACGCCCUGUACUGCGCCAAGAUCGUGUCCUACGCCCAGGGCUUCAUGCUGAUGCGCGAGGCGGCCAGCGAGAACAAGUGGCGGCUCAACUACGGCGGCAUCGCGCUGAUGUGGCGCGGCGGCUGCAUCAUCCGCAGCGUCUUCCUGGGCAACAUCAAGGACGCGUACACCGCGCAGCCGCAGCUCUCGAACCUGCUGCUCGACGACUUCUUCAGGCAGGCCAUCGAGCGCGGCCAGGACUCGUGGCGCGAGGUGGUGGCCAACGCCUUCCGCUGGGGCAUCCCCGUGCCGGCCCUGUCCACCGCGCUCAGCUUCUACGACGGCUACCGGACGGCCAAGCUGCCCGCCAACCUGCUGCAGGCCCAGCGGGACUACUUCGGGGCCCACACCUACGAGCUGCUCGGCCAGGAGGGCCAGUUCCACCACACAAACUGGACGGGCACCGGCGGCAACGUGUCCGCCAGCACCUACCAGGCGUAGGUGGCCCACUUCCCACUUCCCCUGUCUUCUAUCUUCUGUCCCCUGUCCACUCCGCUCUUCCGCCCACAUUCCAUGUCAGAGGCGCCGGUGUCUUAGAUUUUUUUUUUUCCUGAGUACUUAGUACCUAAUCAUAACAUUAAUAUAUAUGUACGUAUAUAUAAUUUCAUAUUUGUUGUUAAACAUAACAUUAAAUUGGUGUUCUUGCUAGCAAA